This is a messenger RNA of Scedosporium apiospermum, 879 nucleotides long. Its product is annotated as Zinc finger protein. The transcript has 2 exons. NCBI's taxonomy places the organism in Eukaryota, Fungi, Ascomycota, Sordariomycetes, Microascales, Microascaceae. The record is from RefSeq and is a predicted model, not a curated record. Gene Ontology annotation, molecular function: zinc ion binding. Gene Ontology annotation, cellular component: cytoplasm. Bases 1 to 879 code for a protein of 292 amino acids.
AUGGCGUCUUCCUCCUCUACACCUGUCUCAGACGAGACAACGAGUUACCGCAAAAUGGAUGACCACAACGAUGCGACCUUAAGCUGCAACAAGACUUUUUGUCAAGAGCACCGCACCGAAGACUCGCACAAAUGCGCCAAUCCCGGGGCUUGGGCACGACGACGGCGCGAGGCUGAGCUGGCGAAAUCGAGCAUCGGCGCUGGAAAACAACUACAGUACCGAGUAUCUACGAAACCCUGCGAUUCACCAUCGUGCUCCACGACCGUAGGAACGGCGAGGAACCCUGGCGUGCAUUGCCAAACCUGUCGAAGAGAUUAUUGCCACACGCAUCGACUAAAAGAAGACCACAACUGCAAGAAUCUUAUACCAAUAGGCGCGCGGCCUGCACUUUCGCAGGUUGACGUCGCGGAAAGGACCAGGGGUGCUUUCGCCAAGUUGCGAGCUUGGGGCAGUGCUAGGAAGGAGGAAAUGGGCAGAGCACUUCCAAAGCCGAAACCUACCUCGGCCGCCCAAAGACUCGUCGCUGUAAACAACCUCAAAAAGACUGCCAAGGGAGACGACAAGUUGGCACCGGAGAAGAGAGUGUAUCUUUAUGUGGAAGCCGAGGCCGAGACAGCCAAAGCAAAAUAUCCCAAGGGAGCCUUUUUCUACAGUAAGGACUGGGUGGUUGGACGAGUGUUGGAUGCUGCUGCGAAGAGUCUGCAGGUGGAAAACGUCAACAACCAGUCAUCGAAGGAAAGCGACAAGUUGAGGGUGUUCCACGUUGAAGGAGGACGUCUGUUAGAGUUCAACGAGAAAGUGGGAGCCUCGCUUGUCAGUGGCAACACUAUUGUUCUGCUCAGGGGUGUAGGACCCCCACCGGAUCUCAUCGAUCUGUAG